Pseudoliparis swirei is the source of this 1338-nucleotide messenger RNA. RefSeq names its product melanocortin-2 receptor accessory protein 2A-like. Gene Ontology annotation, molecular function: type 1 melanocortin receptor binding; corticotropin hormone receptor binding; type 3 melanocortin receptor binding. Bases 1 to 687 code for a protein of 228 amino acids. NCBI's taxonomy places the organism in Eukaryota, Metazoa, Chordata, Actinopteri, Perciformes, Liparidae. Gene Ontology annotation, cellular component: endoplasmic reticulum; plasma membrane. The transcript is spliced from 3 exons. The record is from RefSeq and is a predicted model, not a curated record. Gene Ontology annotation, biological process: protein localization to plasma membrane; regulation of adenylate cyclase-activating G protein-coupled receptor signaling pathway.
AUGUCCGACUUCUUCCACAACCGGAGCACAACCAGCACACGUCGCAGUGACUACGUGUGGCAGUACGAAUACUAUGACGACGAGGAGCCCGUGUCUUUUGAGGGACUCAAAGCGCACAGAUACUCCAUUGUCAUCGGCUUCUGGGUUGGACUUGCUGUGUUUGUCAUUUUCAUGUUCUUUGUCCUCACGCUGCUCACAAAGACAGGAGCGCCACACCAAGAAAACCAAGAUCCGGCUGAAAAGCGCCAUCGACCUGGCAGCUGUUUGGUAGACAUCGGCAGUCCCCAGGACGAAGACGACAAAGCCUUUUCUCGCCCUUUGCUAACUGAGUCACGCUCAUAUUUUCACUUCUACAUCAACGAAGAGGAUCCGAGUAAUGGGAAGAAAAAACCAGAGCACAAGAGAGGAGGAAAGCCCAGCGGGGCCCGAGCCCAGCAGGGGAUCCGAGGGAUCGGCUCUUCUGGGAUGGAUGAGAUGGAAAACGAUGUUGAGGAAGCUGAGGAACACCAACCCCUCAAGGCACUGAUAGAGGAGAGUAAGAGCGAUAGAGAGCGGGCCUUCUUUUCUCAUUUCAACCUCCCUAACUUUGUGAACUUGGAGCACAGUUCAACACUUGGAGAGGAAGACCUUCUGUACGAGCCCUCGGUCAUACUGGGCUCCAAGGAUGCUCACUGUGACGGCCACUAAGUCUGUUCCUCCAUAAACAUCCACAGGCAUGUACAUGUACUUCAUAUUUCUAAAAUGUUCUUUCCUUCCGCAUAUAAUCAACGGCCAUUUGAGAGAGGGAAACAAACUGCCAAACAGCUGGAUUUUUGCUAUAAAGCGUCUAAGCUUGGAGAAUGUUUAGAUCAAAAAGAAAGAGGGAAAAUAAAGAUCGCUAAAGUUACAUAUUAAGUGCACCUCACAGUUAUGCGAUAACAUUUCUUCCCAAGGAUAAAAUUAUCUCAUAAAUGAAAUUUUACUUUGAGUACUAGGUUCCUCUGAAUUGGAUGUGACUAUUCUAUCUUCACUGGAUGUCUGCUUUGCACAAUUUGCUCUGCUAUUUAUGCCAUCAUGCUUUCUCGUGCAACGAUAAUGGACAUCAUCAUACCAGAUGGUCUACCAACAAGAUUAAAGGCAUAUAAUGUAAUAAUUGUAAGAUGAUGUGGACUUGAACCGUGUGAUAUAAAAUCCAACAUAGCUAUUAGUAUAAGUAACCGGAGACCUUGGGGUGACAACUUCAUAUAAUACUUUUGUAGACAGAUCUUUUGAUUUACGUUUACUUAAUUUUGAUUGCCCGAAUAAAGCCUAAACGGUUUUAUUCAUUCAACUCAUCACUGUUGUGGUAGAGCCUUUUCU